Messenger RNA from Nicotiana tabacum (common tobacco), 1692 nucleotides. RefSeq names its product jasmonate-induced oxygenase 2. The record is from RefSeq and is a predicted model, not a curated record. NCBI's taxonomy places the organism in Eukaryota, Viridiplantae, Streptophyta, Magnoliopsida, Solanales, Solanaceae.
CUCCAAAACCACAAAUCUUUAGCCCUCCUUUCUUUCUCUAUAUAUAUAUUUGUUCUUUAGCAGUGACACUGUAUACACACAUACAACUAUUAAAAUCUUUUCAGUGCUUUCACAUUAUCAUCUAAAUUCCUCCUUUGUCCACAACCAAUAGCUCCACUGGAGUAUUAAAUUUUCUACUUCCACAUCCCUCUCUUCAGUCUUCCCGGCCAAUAAAACGACAAUCUAACCUACACGAGAUUUAACAUCUUACGUACUACAAAGACAACAUCCUCGUGUACGUUACAGCUCACGUCAUUAAACCCCGGCCGUUCCCCAUGAAAAUCACGUUCUGAUCAAGCUCACGUCAAUUUCGUUUCUUUUAAUCAUUAUCUUCCACCCUGUCCAAAUUGUGCUAUAUAUUGACAAUCUUGAGGAAUAACAUCCUCGUAUAAUAGUUAGCAGUACUGAAUAAACGAGGUACAACAGAAUAAUGAGUCGCUUGGAAAGCUGGCCAGAGCCAAUUAUUAGAGUUCAAGAACUAUCGGAAAGUGGCAUUCAAGAAAUCCCUGACCGUUUCGUGAAACGUCCAGCGGACAGACCAUGUUUGCUAGAGACUGAAGCCAACAUCCCAUUAAUUGACCUCGAAAACUUGAACUCUUGCGAUGAAUCUGUUCGCCAAGAAACUAUCAAACUCAUUUCCCAGGCUUGUUGCGACUGGGGUUUUUUCCAGGUGGUGAAUCAUGGCGUUAGCCAUGAGCUGAUGGCAAAAACUCGCGGUGUUUGGCGCGAGUUUUUCCAUCUUCCGCCGGAGGAGAAGCAGAAAUUUGCAAAUUCUCCGAUUACUUAUGAAGGUUAUGGCAGUAGGCUUGGAGUGGAAAAAGGUGCUAAAUUGGAUUGGUGUGAUUAUUUCUUCCUUCAUUAUCUUCCUGAGAAGUUAAAGGAUGAGAACAAAUGGCCUAGUCUUCCAAUUUCAUGCAGGGAAAUAAUUUCAGAAUAUGGACAAGAAGUAGCGAAGCUAUGCGAAAAGUUACUCAAAAUUUUAUCAUUAAACCUGAGAUUAAAUGAGGAUUAUCUACACCAAAUCUUUGGAGGAAACAGCGAAAUUGGUGCAUGCUUAAGAGUAAAUUUUUACCCUAAAUGUCCCCAGCCAGAUCUUACCCUAGGCCUUUCCCCUCACUCUGAUCCUGGUGGCCUGACCCUUCUCCUCCCUGAUAUCGACGUUUCCGGCCUCCAAGUCCGUCGUGGCGAUAAUUGGCUAACUGUUAAACCGGUUCCUAAUGCCUUUGUUGUCAACAUUGGAGAUCAAAUUCAGGUAUUAAGUAAUGCAAUGUACAAGAGUGUAGAGCACAGAGUGAUCGUUAAUUCGGCCAAAGAACGUAUAUCCUUAGCAUUCUUCUACAAUCCUGGAGGUGACAUGCUCAUCAAACCUGCAAAUGAACUUGUGACAGAAGACCGGCCGGCGUUAUAUUGUCCGACGACGUUUAAUGAGUAUCGAGCUUUAAUCAGAACCAAAGGUCCUUCUGGAAAAUCUCAAGUUGAAUCAUUAAAAUCGGCAACAUAAUUAAAUUACCUUUUGUAUUUAGGAAGUCAUGUCUCUAUAUGUAUGGUAAUACAUGCCCAGUGCUUAACUACUGCACAUGUAUUGUGAUAUUUCCAUAUCAUGUCUUUUAUGCUUUUGCCAAAUUCAGCUUCUUUAUACUAAAGGAACUUCAA